Messenger RNA from Drosophila eugracilis, 2080 nucleotides. RefSeq names its product all trans-polyprenyl-diphosphate synthase PDSS2 (gene Pdss2). The transcript is spliced from 3 exons. NCBI's taxonomy places the organism in Eukaryota, Metazoa, Arthropoda, Insecta, Diptera, Drosophilidae. Gene Ontology annotation, cellular component: mitochondrion; transferase complex. Bases 372 to 1727 code for a protein of 451 amino acids. Gene Ontology annotation, biological process: ubiquinone biosynthetic process; isoprenoid biosynthetic process. The record is from RefSeq and is a predicted model, not a curated record. Gene Ontology annotation, molecular function: prenyltransferase activity.
UGUGCGACCAAGCGGCGCUGCCGUGCGAAAACCUGUUCUCGCUUAAGACCGCCGCAGUACCACCCCCUGCAAAACCAAAUUACCCCUCCUCCGAAAUUCCAUGACACUGCGUGGGGCAAUAAAAACAAACAGAACGCUUGGCGGCCACCUGAGAGCGAAGCGACCAACUGUAAAAGUGGGCCGCCCGCGAAGAAGAAGAGCUGCAGCAGGUGACGCUGACAGAGACGUUGGCAGCGACGCAAGCAGCGGCGGACCUCGAAGAUUUCACUUUUCGACGAGCUAUUCAACGGAGCGGAGCUAAAAAACGCGAUCUUCUCACAAACAAUUGUAAAUAAUUGUGGUUUUGUAGGCGAAAAAAAUAGAAGAUUACCAUGUACCGCGCCAGUGGUUUAAGGAUUAUGCAACAGUUGCGGCUAAGGAUUCCCUUGGACUCGCGCGGAUUCCAAAAUUCCAAAGUUGCGCCUGCGCUGCAAACUUUCACUUGCCAACAGCAGCAGCAACAUCGCUGGACGUCAACGUCGACGGCCAGUGGAAAGCAUUCAAGUCCACAGGUUACGACCCCGCCCCCGCGACACGACUGGAACAGAGCAGUAAGCGAGGCGGAACGUAUUGUCGGCUAUCCCACAUCCUUUCUAAGCCUACGCUGGCUGCUCAGUGAUGAGAUUGCCAAUGUGGCGCUGCACUUGCGCAAACUAGUGGGCAGUGCUCAUCCGCUUAUGAAGACAGCAAAGCACCUACUCUACAAUGGCAAAAACACAAUGCAAGCUUGGGGAUUGAUAGUGCUAUUGGUAUCUAAGGCCGCAGGACAUGCUCCAAGUGUUCCAGAUGUCGAGCAGGACAAGAGUGCCGGUGUACUUCAUUCACAAAGAGCUCUGGCUGAGGUCACCGAGAUGAUUAGGAUCUCACAUUUGGUGCACAAUAGCGUGGUUAACUUACAAUCGAGCACUCAGGCUGGGCAGGAUGUGGCCACCUAUGACGACAUGUCUUUUGGCAACAAGAUUGGCCUACUCACCGGAGACUACCUUUUAGGUCAUUCCAGUGCGGAGUUGGCAAAUCUGCGAAACCAGGAAGUGGUGGAGCUGAUUUCAUCGGCUGUGCGUGACUUCUCCGAAUCGGAAUUUAUAGGAGAGCGUGAUGAACAGAACAACCCUUUGCCUUAUAAGCCAGGAACCUUCCAGCGACCAUCUCUCAGUGUUGGAGUGGAUUUCAACGAGCACGAUGUGAUGACCCCAAUGCCCAUUGCUCAGGUUCUUGGAAAUCCAGAGGAGGAAUGGGAGUGCCGUAACAUACUGAAUGCAGGCAGUCUGCUGGGAAAAUCCUGCCAAGCAUCGCUGAAACUGGCUGGACAGAGUGAGGAACUGCAGCGACAUGCGUAUCGCUUUGGCAAACAUUUGGCUCUGGCUUGGCAGGCUUGCUUGGAUGCCGAACCCUUCCAGUGUCCCCAGCUUCCUCUGGAUGUUACUUUUAGUCUGGUUAGUGCUCCAGUUCUUUUCCAUUUGGAGCAUGAUCCUGGAAUGUAUGCCCAACUGGAGGCUGGCAAACAGUCAGUGGAUAACAUCGACUACGACAAGAUUCACAAAGCAAUCCUAGCAGGUCCAGCGUUAAUCAAAACCAAGGAGUUGCAGAGGAAACACACGGCAGCUGCUUUGGCUGUUCUUCAACAUUUCCCGGCAACCGAUGCUCGACAGGCUCUGGAGAACAUCAUACUCGCGAUGCAGGAUCUUUGAUCCCAAACAAUCGCUAAAGAUUCUUCACGGGUUAAGGGCUUAGUUUAGUUAUGUAUUUAUUCCAUUGGGUCAUUCUUCAUUACAGCAGGCAUUGUUGACUAAUCUUAGAUGAGAGUUAUUAAAUCAUGCAAUUAAAGUCAAGGUUUUUGUACUUACUUUUGUAUAUUUACAAAAAACAUUGUGCAAGUACAAAAAUUGUCAUUACUAAAAAGUUUUUAUAAACCCAGCACUGGUCCAUAGUUCUUAUAUCUAUUGAUUUGUUUAUAUACAAAUAUUUGUGCAAUUAAAGAACACUUAUAAUGGGAAAAUUUAUAAAUUAUUUGAAAGACAACCAAGCAAUAAAUAAAACUAUU